Molecule: messenger RNA, 1311 nt
Organism: Triticum turgidum subsp. durum (durum wheat)
Lineage: Eukaryota; Viridiplantae; Streptophyta; Magnoliopsida; Poales; Poaceae
Source: the annotation of a GenBank genome assembly
AUGAAAGGCGGCUUUGUCGUCGACGGGCCGCUCUUGGUCCUGGGUCGUGUGCUCCUCCUCCUCCUCCUCCUGCCGGUUGCUGUUUGGUUCGUGCUGGACGUAUCCCCGGUCCUCACGUACUCCGGCAGCAUAAUAACGGCCAGACAUCUUCCCCAGGCCCAAGCCUGUAGCAACUAUGCAAAGGGCAAGUGGGUAGCGGAUGCGAGGAGGCCGCUCUACUCCGGCAACGAGUGCAGGCGAUGGCUGUCACGAAUGUGGUCUUGCCGCAGGACGGAACGCACAGAUUUCUCGUACGAGAGCUACCGGUGGCAGCCGCAUGACUGCGAGAUGCCCGACUUCUCAGGGCCAAACUUUCUGCAACGGUACGUGCUCCAAUCAUCUGCGCCCUUCUCCAAUAGAUUUUGCCGCGAAGACUCGUCGAUCGUAAGUUGUAACAUAUCCAUGGCGAUGCCUAUCGUAAGUUGUAACAUAUCCAUGGCGAUGCCUGAUGACAGGAUGAGGAACAGAACUCUGGCAUUCGUGGGCGAUUCGCUGGGCAGAGAGCAGUUCCAGUCCAUGAUGUGCAUCGCGACAGGCGGCAAGCGCAGCCCCGAGGUUGAAGACGUUGGCCGGAGAUACGGCCUCGAAAAGGCCCCGUCGCCGUUCAGUCCGGGCGGCUCCGCCUACCGCUUCCCAGAGACCAACACCACCAUCCUCUUCUACUGGUCCGCCACCCUGUCCCAGCUGGAGCCUCUGACGGACGAGAGGAGGAGCUACGCGCUGCACCUCGACCGGCCGGCGCCGUUCCUGAAGGAGCACCUCCCCAGCUUCGACGCCCUGGUGCUCAACACCGGCCACCACUGGAACAAGGUGAAGUUCCGCAGGAACCGCUGGAGGCUGUACGACGGCGGGAAGCCGGUGGGGGAAGCGAACCUCAGCCGUGCGAGGGGCGCCAAGCUCCACAGCAUCGCCAGGUGGGCGGACGCGCAGCUCGCGCGGCACCCUCGGGUGAGCGUUUUCCUGAGGACCAUCUCGCCGGUGCAUUUCGUCGGCGGCGAGUGGGACACCGGGGGGAGGUGCGACAGCACCGUCCCCUUGUCCGGCGGCAGCGGGGUCUCGCGGGAUCGCUCGAGCGACCUGGCUGCGGAGCGCGCGGUGAACGGGACUCGGGUUAGGCUCCUGGAUGUCACCGCGAUCUCGCAGCUGCGCGGCGAGGGCCACAUCUCUAACCAUAGCACCAAAGUUCAGAGGGAGGUUUAUGAUUGUUUGCAUUGGUGCCUUCCGGGCAUACCGGAUACGUGGAAUGAGCUCCUUUUUGCACUGAUGCAGUAA